Erythranthe guttata (spotted monkey flower) is the source of this 1236-nucleotide messenger RNA. Lineage: Eukaryota; Viridiplantae; Streptophyta; Magnoliopsida; Lamiales; Phrymaceae. The record is from RefSeq and is a predicted model, not a curated record.
ACGCCUGAAGCUGCGAUUUGAUUGGACGAGACACGUUACGCAUACUCCUCCGCACGUGCCACAUUCCAGUUCGUCACUUCCAUCGUCACUCAAAACGAUUUGAUUUUCAUAACCCAGUUUUUAAUUUCGCUUGCUGCCACAUUUACUGUCUGAAAGAUAAGGAAAUAUUAACCCUAAUUAACAUUAAUUCUCGCUCUACUGUUUCUUGGGAUUAAUACAGUGAGAGAUCCCUGUUUUAAAAUCCCUCAAAAGGGCAAAUAAUAGCAAACCCCCAAAUUUAAAAGAACAGAGAUUUCUGCAUAGCCCUAAUUUUUUAGCCCCUUUUGAAAUUAAGGGCAAAUUUAUUCAUCUUAGAGAGAGAGAGGUAGAGAGAGAGAGAGAGAGAGAGAAGAUGAAUAUAUUCAGGCUAGCAGGGGAUAUGACCCAUUUGGCUAGCGUUCUUGUUUUGCUCCUCAAGAUUCACACUAUUAAAUCUUGCGCCGGCAUUUCUCUGAAGACGCAAGAGCUUUACGCUCUUGUUUUCGCUACACGUUACUUGGAUUUAUUUAUCAGCUACAUCUCGCUGUACAACACUUUAAUGAAAUUAAUAUUUCUGGGAAGCUCUUUCUCGAUUGUAUGGUAUAUAAGGCGUCACAAGAUCGUUCGUAGAUCCUACGACAAAGACCAGGACACUUUUCGCCACUAUUUCCUUAUCUUACCGUGUUUGUUACUUGCCCUCAUCAUACACGAGAAGUUCACCUUUCGAGAGGUUAUGUGGACAUUUUCCUUGUACCUAGAAGCUGUUGCCAUACUUCCUCAACUGGUCUUACUACAGAGAACAAGGAAUAUCGACAAUUUGACUGGGCAAUACGUGUUGCUUCUUGGAGCAUACCGUUCGUUAUACAUUUUGAACUGGAUUUACCGCUACUUCACUCAACCACACUAUGUCCACUGGAUAACUUGGAUUGCAGGGCUCGUUCAGACAUUGCUUUACGCUGAUUUCUUCUAUUAUUAUUUCCAAAGCUGGAAGAACAAUUCGAAGCUCGAAUUACCUGCGUGAGAACUCUUUUUUUUUUUUUCUUUUUUUAUAACAAGAAUUUUCAGAAGCAUGCACAUUAAUCGUACACCUGUUUUUUCAGCCCUAAAGAUUUAGACAAGAAACGAAUCAUGUUCUUGAUUUUCCAUACAGUUUUAUCUUAUCAUAUGUAGCCGGGAGAACUGCUUAUUUUGCUUAAAAUAUAACUAACUCGACGUUUU